Messenger RNA from Plutella xylostella (diamondback moth), 1595 nucleotides. It is a transcript of the gene ppk17, whose product is annotated as amiloride-sensitive sodium channel pickpocket 17. Gene Ontology annotation, biological process: sodium ion transmembrane transport. Gene Ontology annotation, molecular function: ligand-gated sodium channel activity. The record is from RefSeq and is a predicted model, not a curated record. Gene Ontology annotation, cellular component: plasma membrane. Lineage: Eukaryota; Metazoa; Arthropoda; Insecta; Lepidoptera; Plutellidae.
UUUGCCUUCCUGUAUAUUUGUCCUCCGGCCCCUAUAAAAUUUAUGGGAGCUAUAAAUUUACAACUGAAUAUUAGGAAUUAGGUACCUCCCUAUAUCAAACAUUGAUAAAGUUUGUGGAAAGUGGACGUGUCCUUUGAAAAUGGGCUAAAAUAUACAGAAGAUGUCAGUGAAGACAGCAGAGUAUGUUCCCCUGACGGUGAAGGAGAAGUGUGUGCGAUGCCUGAAGGGACCCAACCUGAUCCGGUCUCUCAUCCUGCUGGUGUGCUUCGUACUCGUGGUGGAGCAGCUAACCUCGUGCGUGCAGAAGAUCAUCCGCAUCCCGAUCACCACGUACACGCACUUCGAGUUCAACAAGACGCUGCUGUACCCGAGCCUCACCUUCUGUCGGGAGCCGCCCUACAAGUACAACCAGCUCGCGAAAUAUGGCAUGUACGUGCACCCCUACUACACCUCGACGUGGCGCAACUUCGACUUCGACAACGUGUCGUUGGACGAGUUCUGGGAGGACGUCACCUACAAGCAUGACGACAUCUUCGUCGUCUACGGUCUCGAUGGUGAAUCGACUAACAUACAGCCGAAAAGUGUGGACAGUCUGAAGCACGGGCGCUGCUACACCCUGGAGCCUUCGACCCUGGUGACCCGAGCCUCAAAGACCACGGGCUACUCCAUUACGCUGCAGCACAGCGUCCAAGAUUUUGGGGCCUUCAUCAGUCUGCACCCGCCAGGGUACCACGUAUUUAUACAUUACAAGGAGGAGCCGUUUACUGAGAUAGAGGUGCACAACGCGGGUCUGAUCGACUACCUGUACAUCCACUCGGGCGAGGAGAUCGACGUAAAGCUGACGGUGGACCAGUACUUCAAGCUGAGCGACGACGACGACCCCUGCACUGAUGACAGGAACUACAGCGCUAACUUGUGUGCGACGGAGCUGGUGAGCCGACAGGUGGGCGCGGCGGUGGGGUGCUCCGGCCCCUGGAUGCAUCCCGCCACCCCGCGCUGCGGGAACUACAGCGCUAUGAAGACACUCAUCUCUUCGUAUAUGCAACAAACAGAAGGCCCGGACUUCGCGCUCGGCACGUGCCCCCGGUUCUGCCUCUCCUACCUGUACAACGCGUUCGUGGUGGACCGCCAGCGCAACUACUGGUGGGACGGGCCCAACCGGGCGUGGGCCGCGCGCAGCGGCGAGGUGGCGCUGCAGACACAGAUGUUCAUCCACUUCAACUCGAUGAUGGUGUCGUUCUACGAGGAGCGGCACAACUACGACUGGAACCUGUUCCUGUCCGACCUGGGCGGCAGCGUCGGUUUCCUCCUCGGCCUCUCCGUGGUGAGUCUCAUGUCGAUCUUCGGCAAAGUCUUCUCGACGGUCAAGGAGGUAGCAAAGUCGAGCAAGUCCACCCGAGACGCCUCCAGUGUGGCCAACAGUACAGUCAAGAUCACUGAAGAUGACAAGCCGAGGAGGGACAGAGACGCCGACUAUGUGAAGAAGUGCAAGGAAUGGAAUGCCAGGAAUGAGAGACUUGACAUUUGAAAUGAAGAUGUGUAGUGGAGAGUAAUCGAUGUUUGGCUUUUAGUAUAAUUAUUGUUUCUGCAUCAUA